Messenger RNA from Girardinichthys multiradiatus, 891 nucleotides. Its product is annotated as perforin-1-like. Bases 92 to 613 code for a protein of 173 amino acids. Lineage: Eukaryota; Metazoa; Chordata; Actinopteri; Cyprinodontiformes; Goodeidae. The record is from RefSeq and is a predicted model, not a curated record. The transcript has 4 exons.
GUCCACAGCUCAUCUUGUUCAGGCAUUAAUUUUGCUUCUGAAUCUGGUUUUGACUGCUGGACGUGGCUCCACAACACGCUAGACUCCAGUCAUGCAAUCCUAUUUGACCUCAGGGUUUCUUCUCCUAAGCCUCGUACUCCAGAUUGGGACCCAAUGUGACGCUGCUGCUUUUGCACCAGGUGACGACCUGGUGGAAACUCUCCAAGGUGUAGAGAUGGUUGAUUCUGACCUGAGCACCCGGCAGAACAGGAGGGGGAGCCUGUCUGUGGUCAUUGUCAGAGCCCUUGGUCUGAAUGGAGAUGGACUUAUGAAAACUAAUUCUGUUGCUAGGAUGUGGUACAGCUCAUUUUAUUACCAGACCAAUGAAAUCAAAUCAGACAAUCCAACUUGGAACGCUGUGUAUAAUUUGGGCGUUGUGGAAACCCAUCUUCCACUGAAAGUUGAGGUUUGGGACAAGGACGUGGGAAAAGAUGACCUUCUCAUAUCGUGCAUAAAGUAUCUGACCCAGGGUAUCCACACUUUCACCUGCUCAGGAAAUGGACAAGUGGAGGUGAAUUACUCCCUGAUAUGUGAACCCGGCCUCACUGGAAGCCAAUGCGAAGUAGGCAAAUAAACUGCUUAGUGAAAAGAGCUCAACGAUGACAAGGUUUAAAAGGAUCUGUCAAAACUCAUGAUUCAAACUUGAUUUUUUGAUGUUGAUGAAUGUGCCAGCCUGAUAUCUGUUGAGUGUAUGUUAGCAGGUAUUGUGAAAAAUCUUUGUUCCUGCUUUCAACAAACAAAUCUUGACAAUAGAUGAACUGGCAUUUACUGACAGCAGUUGAGACUAUCCUUUGAGAUUGAACUGUAUUACUGUUAAAAUCCUUUGAAUUAAUAAAUUCUCAUUGCAUUUAA